UUGUGAUAUUAUAUUUUAUUAUCAAUAUUUUGACUGACUGCGCUUUUAAAGUGACCCGGAAGAGGAAAGUCAGGUAGUGGAGCGGAUAUUACCCUGAAACCGGGGUCAGAAGUUCUCUCUGACAGCCAUCUUGGAUAUAACGUCCUGAAUUGCAACCAUGCCUGGUGAAGCCACAGAAACUGUCCCAGUUACCGAGCAAGAGAUGCAGCAGCCUCAAGUAGAAACUGCUACACCUCCCGCCAAAGCUACCUCCCAGCAACCUCAGGCUAAGCCAAAAGGCAAAGAUGGCAAGAAUGUGCAGGCUUCCUCUGCCCCAAAGGCUGUCCCUGGUAGAAGAAAAGGCUCCUCCAUGUCUGCCUCCUCAUCCUCUCCCACUUCUCCAAAAUCUAAUCCUGUCUCUACUCCCCUGUCUCCUGUGCCAUCUCCACUGGCUUCCUCACCUGGCAACCUCUCUGCUAAUCAGGCUAAAGGCUCAAACCCUAAAGUUAUCAAAGCUGGCAAACAAGGAAAGGUUAAGAAAGGAGAGACAUUUUUGCCUCCACCUGGGGAGAGCAAGGUCACAAAAGCAAAUGAAAAUCUUGUAGAAGCCAAGCUGAUCAAAAAUAAAGCUGGAGCUAAACCAGCCUCCGCUGAACCAAUGGCCUCACAAGCAGAAACAACUCCAGUUGCAGCACCAGCUGCUUUUAAAGUUACCUCAAAGGCUGCUGUAGAAGCCCCAGUCUCCUUUUCAGAUGCGCUUGCAUCUAGUCCAGUUAGAUCUGUUGAUGUUAAAGCUGCUCCUGUAAGUGCAGCUGAUGAUGAUCUCCCUCCACUUAUUCCACCUGUAAAACCAGUAUCUUUAUCCCCUCUUGAAAAGGAUACAAAAUCUGCAACUGUUGUAGCUGAGAAUGUUAAACCUGAUCCCAUUGAAGCUGCUAAAACUCUUCCCAAAGCCAAGCCUGAAGCUGUUAAACCGGCAUCCUCACCAAACGUUGAGACUGUUAAAUCAGUACCUCAAAAUAAAACUCCUGCUGAGACUAUCAAGCCACCUGCUCAGGAUAAACCUGCUAAAAAGGCGUCUCAGACUACAGUUGAGACUGUUAAAGCAGUACCUCAAAAUAAAACUGCUCCUGGUGAGGCUAUCAAGCCACAUUCUGAGGAUAAACCUGCAAAAAAGGUGUCUCAGAAUACAGUUGAGACUGUUAAAGCAGUACCUCAAAAUAAAACUGCUCCCGGUGAGGCUAUCAAGCCACAUUCUGAGGAUAAACCUGCAAAAAAGGUGUCUCAGAAUACAGUUGAGACUGUUAAAGCAGUACCUCAAAAUAAACCUGCUUCUGGUGAAACUAUCAAGCCACCUGCCCAGGAUAAAUCUAAAAAAGGAGCUCCAGCCACCAUUGAGCCUGUUAAAACUGUUCCCAAAGCCAAGCCUGCAGCUGUUAAACCAGCACCCCCACCCAAUGUUGAGGCUGUUGAAUCAGUACCCCUAAACAAACCUGCUUCUGGUGAGGCUAUCAAGCCACCUGCCCAAGUUAAAUCUGCUAAGAAAGUGGCUCCAGCCACUGAGGCUGAUAAAGCAGUACAACAUGAACUAUCCCCAAUUGAGGCCAUCAAGCCACCCACUCAGGAUAAAUCUGCUAAAAAAGUGUCUCAAACCACAGUUGAGGCUGUUAAAGCAGUACCUCAAAAUAAACCUGCUCCUGGUGAGGCUUUCAAGCCACCUGCCCAGGAUAAACCUGCUAAGGAUGUGCCUCCAGCAACAAUUGAGGCCAUAAAUGCAGUACCAGCAAGCAAACCUGCUUCCACUGAGGCCAGACCUCCUCUGAAUCAAAAUGCCAAACCUGUGGCCAACAAGAGUGCUAAACAGAUUGAUGACACUAAAGUUGAUAUUGUUAAGCCUGGUACAGAAGUAAAAGCUGCUACUGAUGUCAAGCCUGCAGCAGGUCCUAAACAAGCAGCUGCUGAGGUAACUAAGCCAGCCCUAGUUAUGGGUUCCAAGCCAGAAACAAAGGCCAAAUUGUUGGAGGCUAAGGCAGAACCUCCUGUGGCUUCUAAGCCUUCACCUGCUCCCAUUGAGCCUGCUGUUCCUGCUCCAGCACCUCGUAAACUCACAUUUGCUGAGGCAGUUGCAAAGCCUGCUCCUGUUAAACCUGAGGUUGAGAGUAUCAAUACCACUCCUCCUGAACCAGUCUCAUCACCCAAACCUGCCCCAGCUCCUGUUAAAACCCCAACCAAAGCGGAGCCUGUGAUCAACAAUGAGGGAUCUGGCACAGAGUCGGAUAGUGAUGAGUCUGUCCCCGAGCUAGAAGAACAGGAUUCUACACAGACACAGCAGGCUCAGCUUGCAGCAGCAGCUGAGAUAGAUGAAGAACCUGUCAGCAAAGCCAAACAGAGCCGUAGUGAAAAAAAAGCAAGAAAGGCUAUGUCAAAGCUUGGUCUCAGGCAGGUAACUGGAGUCACCAGGGUAACAAUUCGCAAGUCUAAGAACAUCUUGUUUGUCAUCACCAAACCAGAUGUCUACAAGAGUCCUGCAUCAGACACAUACAUUGUCUUUGGAGAAGCUAAGAUUGAAGAUCUUUCUCAACAAGCUCAGCUGGCUGCUGCAGAAAAAUUCAAGGUACCGGGAGAAACUGUGUCAAACAUCCAGGAAAACACGCAGACGCCAACAGUACAGGAGGAGAGCGAAGAAGAGGAGGUUGAUGAGACUGGCGUUGAGGUGAAAGACAUUGAACUCGUCAUGUCGCAAGCCAAUGUGUCGCGGGCGAAGGCUGUACGUGCCCUGAAAAACAACAAUAACGACAUUGUCAAUGCUAUUAUGGAAUUGACAAUGUAAUGGAACCCUGUCAACAAAGGGGUGAAGAAAGGUUGCUGAUUUGAUUUGAGCUUGUUUGUACAAUUUAUACCCAGGAUGGAAAUAAAGUUGUGGCUUGAAAAAAUUAAA
Molecule: messenger RNA, 2917 nt
Organism: Betta splendens (Siamese fighting fish)
Lineage: Eukaryota; Metazoa; Chordata; Actinopteri; Anabantiformes; Osphronemidae
Gene: naca
Product: nascent polypeptide associated complex subunit alpha
Exons: 9
Coding region: 158-2809 (883 amino acids)
Biological process (GO): protein targeting to membrane
Cellular component (GO): cytoplasm; nascent polypeptide-associated complex
Source: RefSeq, a predicted model, not a curated record